UAGCUGUGUGAGAAGCAGCAUCAGCCUGGAUACUAAGGACCUGGAGGACAUGGAGCACUUUAUCCGAAUAUAAAUCAUCAUUAAAAGCAAACAUGAAAGCUCAACGUCCAUGCUGCACAGACAAGGAGGAGAGUAUUGAUGUGAAGGCUCUGAGGAAGAGAUUCAACAACCAGGCCAGCAACUCGGACAACAGCAGCCGAGACAGCGGCUCACCAAAAUCUCCCCGGCCCGGGUUUGGGAGAGCAAUCCUACCUGCGUUAGAGAACGAGCUGGCCCACAGACUGUCGCCCACAGUUCCUCCUCCUGGAGCCGUCCCGGGUCAGGUGAGGUUCCCGAGGCCUGAGGGGAUGGCGGCCUCCAUCCCCCCCAGGCUUCCUUCUUUCCCUCGACAGCCUCCUUUUUCUCCAGUCAGAGCGUCCAUUCAGUCGGCAGACACCAGCAGGGUCAAGCAGACGGGGGAGAAGCUGCAGAACAUGAUGCUGAGAAACCAAAGACCUCCAGGUCCCGUUCUGGGGCUCGCCCCAGCUCCAAGUUCAGCUCAAGGUCCCGCAAAAUCUCCCACCGCCACACCUCUUCCACUUCGACACCAGCCACGGCAGAAGAGCACAGGAGACGUCAUCCCGCUGAGGAAGCCCCUGCCCCCUGAGGGCCCCAUGCCCCUGAAACCCAGACGACCUCCAAAUGUUAACCUGGAACCGUUUCUGAGGGCCAAGCAAAGACCUGCUCUCCCUGUCCGCGUGAACAGUGAUGGCUCAGCAGGCAGGAGGAUGUCUUCACCAGGAGUUGUUGCUCCAGAGCCUCCACUACGAACCAACAAGCCCAGCACACUUCCGCUUCAGGUCGCCGAUCCAGACUUGGAGGAUGAACAGGACACCUAUGAUGAUAUUGGAUUGGAUUUUGAUAAAAAUGAGUCCCACAGUGACAACAGUUUUCAGCACAUGGACGACGAUGAUGAUGAUGAGGUGUACGAGUUUAUAGAUGAGGACCAGCUGGAGAUUAACCGUUUGGCAGGUGAGAUGAAAAACAGGACAGACAUGAGAAGGCAUGAGCUGGACAAGAAUGAGCACCUGGGGCAUCAGAAGAAAAUGAACGAGGUGAAGAAGAGGUUUCAGUUGCAAGGGGAGGUAGAGGUUCUUCACAUAGCCAGAGUUCGACACGACUGGCACGGAGAAGGAAAACUGGACCUGGGGGUUCGACAGGGAGAGAGAGUGGAGAUCCUCCGCGUGAAGAACAACCCUGGAGGCAAAUGGCUGGCUCGCUCCCUCGGUGGAAACUACGGCUACAUCAGCAACGCAUGUGUGGAUGUUGAUUAUAACGCAAUAAAAUCUGAUAUCCACAAGAUGAGAAAAACUGAGACAUCAGAGCUGCCCCCACCACCUCCAGACCCCCAUCACAUGUUCAGAGUGGACACCAACAAUAGAAACAGCAUGCUUGAAGAUGACGAUGACUAUGAUGACGUACAGCCACUGCCCGAGGAGUUCCCCCCACCACCAGUUGAAAUCAGCUUGGAUCCCAAAGUGGAGAAGGAGUUAAAGAAAAAAUUUAAGUAUGAAGGGCCUGUCAGAGUGCUGCACAGCAUGAUGGUGGAUCCCAACUGUAUCAUAAAGAAACUAGGAUCCAAAGACCUCCCUGUGACUCAGGGAGAGGUUGUGGACGUCAUCCAGGUCACCAACAGCAAAAAAGUCCUGUGUCGAAAUAGGUUUGGAAAAUACGGUUACGUGUCAAGAGCUAUUCUUCUUCCGAUGGAAGGAGAUGUUUAUGAUGAUGUUGACUACGGCUGUGACAUCUAUGACAACGACUCUCCUCACGCAGAUUAUUAAAUCACAUCAAACUAAGCACACACACUUGCACUGUGAGAAACAAACUAUAGAAAGCAAACUAUAAUAAACAAACUAUAGAAAAAAGCAAAAAGCUUAACUUGCACUGUGAGAAACAAACUAUAAAAAGCAAACUAUAAUAAACAAACUAUAGAAAAAAGAAAAAAACUUAAGCUUUUAUUGAGACUGGAAGCAAAAAGAUGAAUCUCGAGAGAAGACAGAGGCUCCGUCUGAAUACAAACGUUUCAUUUGUGUCCAGAAAGUUAGAGGUUUGUAGUCAAUGUCUUGUAAAAGUUUCAUAUAUAUACAUAUAUAUAUAUAUAUAUAUAUAUACUAAGAUGCUGGGAAACUUAAAACCUCAAACUAUACUCAUCAUACAGUGAUGUGAACAAGGAUAUACACCUUUUAUUUAUAAGGUUUUACGUAUUAGGACAUAAAAAACAGAGACACACAAUGUAAUGUUUCAUGGACAUUGAUCAGUUGAGGAUGCAUUUAGUUACUUUUAAGACACGAUAAGUACUUGACAUCUUCUUUUAAUGUCCUGAUACAGAAAACAGAGGAUUGCUGUGGAAAAGUCAGUAGAGAUGGUUGCUCUCCAACUAAAAGGUUGCCAUGCCAACCCAUCCCUCAUUACCGCAGUCGCCCUUUAAUGCCACACACAAGCCUGUAUUAAUGAGUCCUUAAAGACGCUGCUUUUUGCUUUGGUCUUGAUGCAUAAAACGUCCUUUUUUACAUAAUUAUAUGUCACUAAACAAAACAAAUUUCAAGAGCAUUGUGAUGCUUAUCUCAGCCUUCACCCAUUCAAAGAACAUUACAUUCAUUUCCUGACGACAUACACUGUAUAACCCAAAAAACAUAGUGGGACAUAGGCGGAAGUUGUUUACGAAUAUGUGAAUCAAUCAAGAUUGUAGUGUACAAGUGCUUUGAUUGGUCAACAGGACUUCAACAUUAGUAGUAAAUUUACCAUUUACAUACAUAUAUACUGAUAGCUGAUGAGAAUACCAAACUAUUCAUUGCAUUGUUCAUCAAACUGCUUGUAUAAAAAAUGAAUACACUAUUACUGUUGCUUUGUGUAUUUCUCAGCAUUUAAAAUAAUUUAAAUAAAUGUAAUGUCUUUUUUCUGA
Messenger RNA from Cololabis saira (Pacific saury), 2941 nucleotides. Its product is annotated as FYN-binding protein 1. Lineage: Eukaryota; Metazoa; Chordata; Actinopteri; Beloniformes; Belonidae. Gene Ontology annotation, biological process: T cell receptor signaling pathway; integrin-mediated signaling pathway; protein localization to plasma membrane. The record is from RefSeq and is a predicted model, not a curated record. The transcript is spliced from 17 exons. Gene Ontology annotation, molecular function: protein binding. Gene Ontology annotation, cellular component: plasma membrane. Bases 93 to 1820 code for a protein of 575 amino acids.